AUGUAUCUGGAUAUUCAGUCUCGAACAGCGUUCACUGUGCGAGAAGAAGAGCUUCUGAGAGGUCUGGACAUUGGCAGUAAUUCAUGUCCUGACAGAGCUAUGAUGGAGGAAUUAAUAAAGAAGUACCCGGAAGAUUUCCACUCUGCUCGCACACCACAAUCUCUGUUGGAUCAUUGGCACAUAUUGAACUCGUAUGGCAUACUAACGCCAGGACCGCAGUCAGCGACCAUUGACUGGGAACUACUGGAGCGCACAUACGACCUUACCGGAAGAGUUAACUUCGACGAGACGCGAGCACUGAACGCAGCCGCCGCGUGCGACGCCCGCGAACAAGAAUAUGCACGAGUCGUUGUGCAACCCGUCACGGGCAUCUGCAGCCCGGCAACUGACGUUCGCGCCACUCUUCGCGGUCGUGUCGUUCGAUACCUCGUUAGGACAGAUCGCGUCGUCCUCGGUCGCAGUACCCCCCGUGAUCCCGUAGAUCUUGAUCUUGCUCUUGAGGGCCCCGCAGAGAAAGUAUCACGAAAACAAGCUGUGAUAGCUCGAGAUCCGUCGACAGGACAGUUUGAAAUGACGAACGUUGGAGCUCGAACAAUCUUCGUAGAUGGGAAGGCGCUCGGAACGAACAACCGUACCCGUCUCGUCGACAACUCGAUCGUUCAGAUCGCCAUCAUUCGCCUUGUAUUCCGAAUUGGCCAAUAA
Strongylus vulgaris is the source of this 702-nucleotide messenger RNA. NCBI's taxonomy places the organism in Eukaryota, Metazoa, Nematoda, Chromadorea, Rhabditida, Strongylidae. The record is from the annotation of a GenBank genome assembly.